AUAUCGAAAAUCAAAUUGAUGAAUCAAUGUAUGAAAGUAUGCUCAAUUUUGAGCGACAAAUGUUUAUCGAUGCGGUUGAAACGGAUGGCUUAUUUAUUAGCGCCAAAGGUCUACAUAUGGAUACAGUUAUUAAAAACUUAUUAAAAGUUUAUUGUGAUCCAGGAAAUUUAAUAAUUGUCCUGAAUAGUUCAGAAUCGGAAGAAAAUUUUUACAUAAAAGAGUUAAAUAGUCCGCAUGUGUACAGUAAUACAUAUCAAACUGCUCAGAAUGUUCGUGAAGAUGUGUACCUAAAUGGUGGUAUACACUUCAUUACCACACGUAUUUUAGUUGUGGAUCUUUUAAAACAACGGGUACCAAUUGAUAAAAUUACAGGGAUGAUUGUUUUGCGGGCUCAUACAAUUAUUGAAAGUUGUCAAGAAGCAUUUGCGUUACGACUUUAUCGACAACACAAUAAGACUGGUUUCAUAAAAGCAUUUUCAAAUUGUGCACAAAGUUUUACCAUAAAUUUUGGCCAAGUAGAACGUGUUAUGCGAACUGUGUUCGUAAAAAAUUUAUAUUUAUGGCCUCGAUUUCAUAGUAUUGUCAUUGAGGAUUUAAAGAAAUAUGAGCCGGUGGUUGUUGAAUUACAUAUUCCAAUUUCGAAAACUUUAAAAGAUGCACAAAGUUUAAUUCUAGAUUUAAUGAAUCAAACUGUUAAAGAAUUAAAACGAAUUAAUAAAACAUUAGAUUUACAGGAAAUAACUGUUGAAAAUUGUAUUACAAAAAAGUUCCAUAAAAUAUUACAAGCUCAAUUGGAUGCAGUCUGGUAUCAAUUGAGCAGUAAAACUAAACAAUUGGUAGCCGAUUUAAAAACUUUACGACAUCUUAUUGUUACAAUGAUCCACAAUGACCCAGUGACCUUUUAUUCAGUAAUAAGUAGGUAUAUGACCAUUGAACAUGCAAUGAAAACAUCUUGGGUCGGUUUAGAUGCCGCGGAACAAUUAUUUGAAACGUCCAAACAAUUAAUUUACACCGGCAAUGCUAUAAACCAAGAAUUAAAUCCACAAUUAUGCACUAAAUGGGAGGCGCUAAAUGAAAUUUUAAAACAAGAUAUUCCAAUGGAUUUAAAGGAACUGAAAUCGAAACAUGAAGAUAUUACGAGUAAUCAAGUGAAAGUUUUAAUUUUAUGCAGCGAUUCAAAAACAUGCUAUCAACUGCAACAGGUGUUAACUUAUGGUCCAGAAAAAUAUUUAUUCUUAAAUGUUAUCAAACAUCGAAUACCAUUUAGAAAAUUGGCUACGAAUUUUACAAAACAAUUAACAAUAAUUGAAGAAUCCAAUUCACUUGGCGAAAAAUCAUUAAUCGAACAAAAAAUGAGUGAAAUUCUAACGAUGUACGAAUCAAAAACAGAAGCAAUUGCAUCGAAGAAAAAACGUAAAACAAAAAAUAAUGAUGAGAUCGAAUCAGAAGUAACAUUUAGUUCGAAUGAUAUAACUACAAUUCUGGAGGAUGUUGAAGAGGAUCAAUUUGAUGAGGAAACUAAAAAUAGUUAUUUUUUGAAAAUGUCACAAACACAAUGCAUUGAUUCAACAUUGUUGGAGAAAUCUUCUUCGAAUGAUACCACCGAUGAUACGGAAGCAGAUGAGAUUUCGAAUGAGUCACGAUUUCAUUUCGAAGCAUUUCCUGAGAUGGAAAAUUUGGAUUUGACACAAAUGGAAAAUGAAAAUCCAAUAAUAUUAAUACAAACAUUUAAAAAUAAAGAAAAUUCAUUAAACUUAAAACAAACAUUAGCACAACUGAAACCAAAUUAUAUAAUUAUGUAUCAUAGUGAUAUGGCAGCGAUAAGACAAAUUGAAGUUUACGAAGCGAAAAAUAAACGUUCACGCCCGCUAAAAGUUUAUUUUCUAAUUCACUCGGGAACGGUUGAAGAACAAAGUUAUUUAACAACGUUACGACGUGAAAAACAAGCAUUUGAAUUUCUAAUUGAAACAAAAGCUAAAAUGGUUGUGCCGGAUUAUCAAGAUGGUAAAUCGGAUGAUUGUUUAAUGUUACAACGUGAAGGUAUCCGAAUUAUGGAGAAAAAUACACGAAAAGCUGGUGGUCAAGAGAAUGAACAAGAUGAAAUUAUCAUACCAAAAAUUAUUGUUGAUAUUCGAGAAUUUCGUAGUGAAUUGCCAGCGUUAAUCCAUAAACGUGGUAUUGAAAUUGAACCAAUGACAAUAUCGGUUGGAGAUUAUGUUUUAACACCAGAAAUUUGCAUUGAACGUAAAAGUAUUUCCGAUUUAAUACAAUCGUUAAAUUCGGGACGUUUGUAUCAUCAAUGUGUACAAAUGUCGCGAUUUUAUACUAAGCCAAUGUUGUUAAUUGAGUUCGAUCAAAAUAAACCAUUUCAUUUACAAAGUAAUUAUGUGGUAUCCAGUGAUGUCUCUCAUAAUGAUAUCCAAGUGAAAUUACAAUUAUUAACUUUACACUUUCCAAAAUUGAAAUUAAUUUGGUCGCCAAGUCCAUACGCUACAGCACAAUUAUUCGAAGAAUUGAAGGAAGGGAAAGAUCAACCAAAUUUAGAAUAUGCACUAAGUAUCAGCGGUGAAGAUGAUGUAGAUAUUAUUGAGAAGAAAUAUAAUGCAGUUGUUUAUGAUUUCGUACAAAAAUUACCAGGCAUACAUUCGAAGAAUAUUGAUACGUUUUUACGACGUGGAAAAAAUUUAGAUCAUAUUAUUACAUUAACGGAGGAAGAAUUAUCUGUGAUGUUAGAUAAUCCAAAUGAUGCAAAACUAUUAUACAAUAUAAUUCACGAAGUCCAUAAACCAGAAGAAGAAGGUGUUACUGGUACGAAAUCUGAUCCAAACAAACCUGGAUCGAGUAAAUGGAAAUUAAAAAAUAAA
Molecule: messenger RNA, 2864 nt
Organism: Chrysoperla carnea
Lineage: Eukaryota; Metazoa; Arthropoda; Insecta; Neuroptera; Chrysopidae
Gene: mei-9
Product: DNA repair endonuclease XPF
Exons: 14
Biological process (GO): double-strand break repair via homologous recombination; resolution of meiotic recombination intermediates; nucleotide-excision repair involved in interstrand cross-link repair
Cellular component (GO): nucleotide-excision repair factor 1 complex
Molecular function (GO): damaged DNA binding; single-stranded DNA endonuclease activity; single-stranded DNA binding
Source: RefSeq, a predicted model, not a curated record